Molecule: messenger RNA, 384 nt
Organism: Penaeus vannamei (Pacific white shrimp)
Lineage: Eukaryota; Metazoa; Arthropoda; Malacostraca; Decapoda; Penaeidae
Source: RefSeq, a predicted model, not a curated record
AUGCGACUGCGACUACCUCUGCGACGGCGGGUACGACAGCUGCAAGGGCUACGACUACUGCUACGACUGCGGAUAGGACUACUGGAAAAGGUCAAGGGCUACGACUCCAGCAAGGGCUACGACUGCCUCUACCUCUGCGACGGCGGCUACGACAGCUGCAAGGGCUGCGACUACUACUACGACUGCGGAUUCGACUACUGCAAUGGUUGUGCUUAUGGCUAUGACUACAACAAGGGCUACGACUAUUACUACAACUGUGGAUACGACUACAGCAAAGACUACUGCCAUGACCAUGGCUACAGCUACAGCAAAGGCUACGACUAUCACUACGACCACGAAUACGACUACUGCAAAGCCUGCGAUUAUGGCUUCGACCACAACUAA